UCCCCUCCCCUCCCCGUUAUCACCACACAGAGGGUCUAACGCUCGCACCAGAAUGGAGACUAAACCGGUCAUCACCUGCCUUAAAACCCUCCUCAUCGUUUACUCCUUCGUGUUUUGGAUAACAGGAGCCAUCCUGCUGGCAGUGGGAGUAUGGGGGAAGUUGAUGCUAGGCCCUUACAUCUCUCUGAUCGCCGACAACUCCACCAAUGCCCCGUACGUCCUCAUUGGCACCGGGACCGUCAUCAUCGUUUUUGGCCUGUUUGGAUGCUUCGCCACCUGCAGAGGAAGCCCAUGGAUGCUGAAGCUGUAUGCCAUGUUUCUGUCGCUGGUCUUCCUCGCUGAGCUCGUGGCCGGAAUCUCUGGAUUUGUGUUUCGUCACGAGAUAAAGGGAACCUUUCACAGGACGUACACUGAUGCAGUCUUGAACUACAAUGCUGAGGAUGAGGCGAGCCGUGCUGUUGAUAACAUCCAGCACAGGCUGCGCUGCUGUGGAGUGUAUAACUACACCAGCUGGCUCGGCAGUGUGUAUUACCCAUCUAACGGCAUUCCCGCCAGCUGCUGCUUCAACUCCUCUGACUGCAACUUAGACGACCUCCGCAAUUCCACUGUAGCUCCGAGCAAAGUCUACCACCAGGGCUGUUAUGAACUGGUCACUUCGUUCAUGGAAACCAACAUGGCUAUUAUCGCCGGAGUGACGUUUGGGAUCGCCUUCUCUCAGCUGAUUGGCAUGUUGCUGGCGUGCUGUCUGUCCAGGAUCAUCACAGCCAAUCAGUAUGAGAUGGUGUAGCUGAUGGGACAUGGCAGGGAGAUGCAGAGAAGAAGAGACGAGGAGCCUCGACACAUGACAAGAGUAAAUUCCUGAAACUCCCAUCACGUAUCUGAAUUAGAAUUCACCUCCUGCGUCUCUCUGCCCGAUCUUCAUGUAAAAUCUUGUUGUAUCUUAUUGUAAAGCACCAUUCCUUGACUCACUGCUGUUGCAUCAAAGCGUUCAACACACCACAUCCCACUGCUGCUUGAUGUAGAAGUUGCUCAUUAGCACAUAUCUCAGACCUGAAAACAGGCCGCUACAGUCGUCGGUGGUGAUGGUCUCAGAUAGGGUGCAGCUUGACUUCUUUUGUUGGUUACAGCAUGUUUCAUCCAGCGUCAUAAGAGGAACACUGCACUUCUUUGUACAGAAUGACACAAACUAAAGCUUGGAAGUACUUUAAUAGAUAGGUUUAGUUUUGCAUUUGACUUUGCUAUUGCUUAUCAUUGUAUAUUAUUAAUAUGGUUGUGACAUGCACACUGAUUAUGCGUUCUGUGGAUGAUCAUUUAUAUGAAAACAAAGAAAAGAAGUGUUGGAAUCAUUCGAGAGUUUUUAAGCUUAAGACAAAGCCUGUUUUUUUUGUUUU
Labrus mixtus (cuckoo wrasse) is the source of this 1391-nucleotide messenger RNA. RefSeq names its product tetraspanin 7b (gene tspan7). The record is from RefSeq and is a predicted model, not a curated record. Gene Ontology annotation, cellular component: membrane. The transcript is spliced from 8 exons. The coding region runs from base 53 to 787 and encodes 244 amino acids. Lineage: Eukaryota; Metazoa; Chordata; Actinopteri; Labriformes; Labridae.